Molecule: messenger RNA, 585 nt
Organism: Benincasa hispida (wax gourd)
Lineage: Eukaryota; Viridiplantae; Streptophyta; Magnoliopsida; Cucurbitales; Cucurbitaceae
Source: RefSeq, a predicted model, not a curated record
AUGAAAGACCCUAGGACUUUUACAUUGCCUUGCACUAUAGGAGGGAAGAUGGUCAGGAACGCAUUGUGCGAUUUAGGGGCAAGCAUAAAUCUGAUGCCCUUGUUAAUUUUUAGGAAGCUGGAUAUCAGUGAAGCAAAACCAACCACGAUCACAUUACAGGUUGUCGAUAGAUCGAUAAAGCUUCCUGAGGGAAAGAUAAAAGAUGUUCUCGUGCAAGUGGACAAGUUUAUCUUCUCAGCACACUUUGUCAUAUUAGAUUAUGAAGCCGAUAGAGAAAUCCCUAUCAUCUUGGGUCGACUAUUUCUUGCCACAGGGCGAGCGCUGAUCGAUAUGCAGAAAGGAGAACUGACCAUCAGGGUCGACAAUCAGAAGGUAAAAUUUAACGUACUCAAUGUGUUGAAGUACCCAGGUGAUAUAGAAAACUGCCAAUAUAUCGAGGAACUGGGGGAAGGACAUUGGCACGAACCUCUGAAGGAGUUGGAGGAGAAAAAUUGUAAAAUCGGAGCAAUAGUGAAGGAGGACUGCACCGCAAUUUAUAUGGAAGCAAAUUUUGAACCACUCAAGUUGUCUAGACGAACUUCAUAG